AUGGCGGCAGCAUGUCUCUUCCUCUGCCUCGUCUCCGCUCUUGCCUUGCCCACCUUCUCUUCCUCCUCGCAGUCGCUGGCCAGCGCCACCAGCGACCAGCGGGACGCCGACAGAGUGGCGCGCCUCCCCGGGCAGCCGGAGAGCCCAAGCAUGUCGCAGUUCUCCGGCUACGUCACUGUGAACGAGCGCAACGGGAGGGCGCUCUUCUACUGGUUCUUCGAGGCGCAGACCACGCCGGAGGAGAAGCCGCUCCUCCUCUGGCUCAACGGAGGACCUGGUUGCUCCUCGAUUGGCUAUGGAGCUGCAUCUGAGCUAGGGCCUCUCAGAGUUGUCGGACGAGGAGCAGCGCUGGAGUUCAACGAAUAUGCCUGGAACAAAGAGGCUAACCUGCUGUUCUUGGAGUCUCCUGUUGGAGUUGGCUUCUCCUACACCAACACAUCCUCUGACCUUGACAAACUCAAUGAUGACUUUGUAGCGGAAGAUGCGUAUAGCUUCCUAGUGAAUUGGCUAGAGCGGUUUCCGGAGUACAGGGACAGAGAGUUCUACAUCGCAGGAGAGAGCUAUGCAGGUCAUUAUGUGCCACAGCUGGCUGAACUUGUUUAUGAUAGGAAUAAGGACAAGAAGGGCAAAGCGUAUAUCAACCUCAAGGGGUUCAUUGUUGGGAAUCCUAUUACUAAUUAUUACUAUGAUUCGAAAGGGCUAGCUGAGUAUGCCUGGAGCCACUCAGUUGUGUCUGAUGAAAUAUACGACCGCAUCAAAAAGUAUUGCGACUUCAAGAAUUUUAAUUGGUCUGAUAACUGCAAUGCUGUCAUGGAUAUCGUCUAUAAUCAGUACGACGAGAUCGACAUAUACAACAUCUAUGCACCCAAGUGCCUUCUAAACCAGAGUUCAGCGUCUUCUGAAAAUCAUGCAUUCUUCAUGAAUGAUCAGGACUACUUCAACAAGAAGGAAGUGCAGAAGGUGUUUCAUGCUAAUGUCGUCAGUGGAUCGCUUCCAGUGAAAUGGCAUGUCUGCAGUGAUCCCAUCCUGAAUUCCUACAAUUUCUCGGUAUUCUCGGUCCUACCCAUAUACUCUAAGCUCAUCAAAGCAGGACUGAGAGUUUGGCUCUACAGCGGUGACGCAGAUGGUAGGGUCCCAGUGAUCGGCUCCCGGUACUGUGUGGAAGCACUCAAGCUGCCUAUGAAGACCCAGUGGCAACCCUGGUACCUUGACAAACAGGUUGCUGGGAGGUUUGUGGAGUACUAUGGGAUGAGCAUGGUGACGGUCAGGGGUGCAGGUCACCUGGUGCCCCUUAACAAGCCUGCUGAAGGGCUGACACUGAUCAACACAUUCCUCCGUGAUUCCAAGGUCUCCGCCGCCCAUAGGGCAGCCAUAGUCACUCGGAUCAUGGUGUCGCCUCUGCCGGAGUCCUAUGUCACUACGGUCGAGGAUAUCGUCUUCCGCCGGGACUCUAAGGCCGUCGCCUCCCCUAGGGCAGCCACUGCAAAUGGGAUCUGCCUCCACCUGAUCCGCCUCCUCCUCGCCGAGAUCUUCACCGGCACUCAGGCCGCCGAUGCCCCUAGGGUUGCCGCCGCCACCGAGGAGGUUUUCGGACUCCCAGGUCGCCGCCACCGCUAG
Messenger RNA from Miscanthus lutarioriparius, 1617 nucleotides. The record is from the annotation of a GenBank genome assembly. NCBI's taxonomy places the organism in Eukaryota, Viridiplantae, Streptophyta, Magnoliopsida, Poales, Poaceae.